This is a messenger RNA of Drosophila willistoni, 2301 nucleotides long. RefSeq lists its product as uncharacterized. The coding region runs from base 213 to 2033 and encodes 606 amino acids. The transcript is spliced from 4 exons. Lineage: Eukaryota; Metazoa; Arthropoda; Insecta; Diptera; Drosophilidae. The record is from RefSeq and is a predicted model, not a curated record.
CGAUGGUGUCGCAGCUCCAAUAUUCCGUCGGCCGUAUACCAAUAGCAAUUACAACAAUUAAAACAUUAUAUUUAUAUAAACAAUUACUUAAAUUGGUGUGUUGUAGUUUUAUCUGUGCCACUAACGGGGACCUCCGAAUAAAUAAAAGCCCUCGGUACCUAAGGGUACCAAGGUAAUUCAAAACCCGAAGAAAAACAAAACAGAAAAAAAAAAUGGACGCCGCUGCAGGAGCACUACCAGGAGUUGCAUCUGGACCGCACUCCACCAAUGAGUUAAAUACACAGCUUACAACUGCAAAUCAGCAACAAACGACAUUAAAUGAAAAUGGUCUACAAACAGAAAGAGUAGUCGGAGUAAAAUGCGAAGCAACGAAGGGGCCAGAAUCAACGACAACAGUGCAAAAUCAUUCCAAUGCCGUUGACGUUGCAACUGUAAAAGCGGAGGAUAAGCCAAAAGGCGAUGUAGCUCCUGAGAAAGUGCUAAUAACGAUUUGCAGCGCCGAUCGAAAGAAAAAAAUGUCUUUCAUGUCUUUGCCUACUAGAAAGGAUGUCGUUGAGAAGGCACACAAAUAUGGCCUAACUGGUAACAACAUUGUCCUGGAGAGCAAUGGUUGUGAAAUAUGCGAAGAUGAAGUGCUACAAUUUGCCGCCAAGGAGAAGUUACUGUUAAUGCUAUUGGCCGAAUCGGAUGAAUACGUUAUACUACCUCCCCCAUCGCCACUGAAUCGUUCAGAACGCGCCAGCAGCUCUGUCGAUCCCAGUUUGUAUGCCAGUCAUCAUGAGACAGACGAGACUCUUUCACUGGCCAGUGUUACGCCAAGCAAUUCCAAAGCGUCGGCUAUGUUCAAAGACUUUAUCAUUCCUUGGAGUAAGGUACCAAAUGAUAUUAUGAAACUGCUGCGUGGCAAAAAUAGUCUGGGCAAGCGUUUGAACACCUUGGGCAAUAUUUUAGUUGACGCGCUGCGAGAAAGAUCUGCACAAAUACCGAUACGAGUUUUUCGUCAAGUGGCACAGCAGGCAGCCGAAAAGUAUCCCGAUUCGUUGCUAGAGAAAGAUCGCGAAGGUCAGCUAAUAGCUACAAGCCCGCAGUCACUGAUUUCAAAAAUGAUCAAUCGAAAUAAUGCUCUUAAUCGGCCACAGAAGAGAACAAGUGGGUCUAGUGGUUCGGGUACAUUUGAGAUACAUAUAUCAACAAAAAAACGCAAAUCUGGCUGUGCAUCGGUGGUGACUAGUAAUGGUGCUAAUCUGGCUCUUAAUCGCGACCUAGAGCACAAGAAAGAGUUACUUAUAUCUUGUUACCGUGGCAGCUCAUCAAUUGAUGCCGCUACCAUUACCGAGUAUAUGAAAGUUUGUUUUCCACUACAGCGAUCAUUCUUUAAUAAUAGUGAGAAAAUUCCCGAUAUUAAGGCAAUCAAGGAUAAUUGGCCAUACAUCUUCAAUAAAGAGAUGCUUUAUCAGCAUUUUGAGCUUCUCAUGUCAAUCGAUCCGCGAGUUCUUGAAAAGCGUUUCGCUGGCGAAAGAGAACGCAUUUUCAAAUUUUUUAAAACAUCCAAAAACAAGAAGGUCAACUCACUGUUGGAGGAGAACAAUAUCAAUGUAAUCCGUGGUCUGGCCUAUCAUUUCAACGAAGAUCCUGACUAUAUAUUCAAGCAAUUUGAAAAUGGACCUUUGCCAAAAGAAACGUUGCAGCAUAUUAAUCCAACCAAUGCACCCUGGGUGGCUCUAGUCAAUACACCAUCCGCAGUAUCCGACGGUGAAUCGAAAACUGAGGCUAUGGUCUAUAUAGAAGGCCAAAUUAUGGCUUCAUUUUCUGCCCACAAGGAUACCGACUUUCCAGAUGUCAUUGCCCAAUUGAUUUGCUACUAUUAUACCUUCAACAUGAUGUACCCUAAAGAAGCCAAUCACACUCUCGAAUUUAUUGUCAUAUACUUUCUACAAAAUGCCCCAGAACAAACACGAAACUCCAAAAAUUUUACUGGGAAUAGUAAGUACAAUCAGCUAAUUUCCAAGCUGGCCAAUAUCGUCAAUGGUUGAAGAGGGCCAUGUAACCUUUAUCCCAAGAGUCGGAUCAGGAAAUCUCCAAGCGGCAUGGUCCCCGAAAAAGAAUCUUGACAACAUCCAAUCCCCAGAAAUCUCUCACAUUCUGUUUAGUUUAUUUAUUUUUGCGCCCAACUCUAUUAUUAUUAUUAUAAAUACUUUACAUAUUUGUAUUAUUUCAUUGUACAAGUCGUAGCGUAUGUACUCUGUAUUAUUUCUAAGAUUUACAUAAAGUGUGUACUAAUGUUGUCUCAUAAAAAAUGUA